Trifolium pratense (red clover) is the source of this 2195-nucleotide messenger RNA. RefSeq names its product pentatricopeptide repeat-containing protein At5g61370, mitochondrial. Gene Ontology annotation, molecular function: protein binding. The coding region runs from base 450 to 1916 and encodes 488 amino acids. The record is from RefSeq and is a predicted model, not a curated record. The transcript has a single exon. Lineage: Eukaryota; Viridiplantae; Streptophyta; Magnoliopsida; Fabales; Fabaceae.
AAAACAUUAACUAUUUUGAACCCAAAUUAAUAAAAUAUACAAUAUAAUAAAAUGCACAAAAAAAAAAAUAAAUAGUAAGCCCAAAGCAAUAAUAAUAUACGUUCGUACAUUAAAUGAUGUGAGUGACUGAUCUCGCUAAUUGAAAGAUUUUCAUCGGUUUAAAUGGAACCAAUUACUAUCAUAUAUAUCUUACGAAAACCUUCUCCACGAAACACACGAUGGCUGCACGCUCUUUGAAUCUCUGAAGGCAAGAAAGUAGGAACGUAACGAAAAUUUUCAAACAAAACCUGAGCCUUGUUCUGAAGGUUCGAUCUCUGUCUUCAGCCAUUGAAGAAAAACCGUCCCAUUCGAAUGAAUUUCCAUUUUUUCUCUCCGAAGAAAACCGCAUUUUUGGAGUUACAACUGAUGCACAUAACAUGUUUGAUGAAUUUCUCCAAUGAAAAUUCAACAUGCUAAGCUCCGCUUUUAAACGCUGUUGGCUUCAAAAUUCGUGUGCCCAUAAGUUCCAAUUAUUUUCAGGGUCUCUCUAUUCCACAUUGCAAUCAAUAUCUGCACCUCCCCAGUUGCAAGACCUCUGCAAUAUUGUCACCAGCACUGUCGGUGGACUAGAUGAUCUAGAGUUAAGUCUAAAUAAGUUUAAGGGUUCUUUAACUUCGUCUCUUGUAGCUCAAGUUAUUGAUUCUGUUAAACAUGAGGCACAUACUAGAAGAAUGCUCAGGUUCUUCUUAUGGUCCAAUAAAAAUUUGAGUUAUGAUUUGGAAGACAAGGAUUAUAAUUAUGCUCUUAGAGUUUUCGCCGAAAAGAAAGACUACACGGCAAUGGAUAUCUUGCUUGGAGAUUUCAAGAAGGAGGGUAGAGUCAUGGAUGCUCAAACUUUUGGUGUUGUAGCUGAGAAUUUUGUUAAACUCGGAAAAGAAGACGAGGCGUUGGGUAUUUUUAAGAACUUAGAUAAGUAUAAGUGUCUUAUUGAUGAAUUCACGGUUACUGCUAUUAUUAACGCUCUUUGCUCUAAAGGGCAUGCUAAGAGGGCUGAAGGUGUAGUUUGGCAUCAUAAAGACAAGAUUAAAGGCGUGCUACCUUGCAUUUAUAGAAGUCUUCUUUAUGGUUGGUCUGUGCAGAGGAAUGUGAAGGAAUCUAGGAGAAUCAUUCAAGAGAUGAAGACAAACGGGGUUAUCCCAGAUUUAGUUUGCUAUAACACAUUCCUUAGGUGCCUUUGUGAAAGGAAUCUCAGACAUAAUCCUUCAGGACUUGUGCCUGAAGCUUUAAAUGUGAUGAUGGAGAUGAGGUCUUAUAAGGUUUCACCGACCUCAAUCAGUUACAACAUUUUGCUUUCUUGUUUGGGGAAGACUAGAAGAGUUAAGGAAUCUUGUCAAAUACUUGAAGCAAUGAACAAAUCUGGUGUUACUCAAGAUUGGGUCAGCUAUUAUCUGGUGGCAAGGGUUUUGUUUCUGAGUGGUAGAUUUGGUAAAGGGAAAGAGAUAGUGGAUCAAAUGAUUGAAAAAGGUUUAGUACCAAAUCAUAAGUUUUAUUACAGUUUGAUCGGUAUUCUUUGUGGGGUUGAAAGGGUAAAUCAUGCUCUUGAAUUGUUUGAGAAAAUGAAGGGAAGCUCAGUGGGAGGUUAUGGACCAGUUUAUGAUGUGCUCAUUCCAAAGCUUUGUAGAGGAGGGGAUUUUGAAAAAGGAAAAGAACUUUGGGAUGAAGCCACAUGUAUGGGCAUAACUCUUCAGUGCUCAAGGGAUGUUUUGGAUCCUUCAAUAACAGAAGUAUAUAAACCUAAAAGACCAGAAAAAAUCAAUGUUGUGGAUAGCUCAAAAGCCAAGCCUCAGCAGAAACUUUCAAAUUAUCUUGAGAGAAUGAAAAUGAGAAAAAUUGCAGCAUGGAAGAAGAAAAUGAAAAAGAAAUCUGCAGCAUCUUAGGUUGUUAUUUAUGUAGUCUUUGUGAACAAUUUAUUAUUGGUGCCUGCUUAUAACAAUACAUUACUGCUGGUUUGUGCAAACUGUACUUAUCAAUUUUUACUUGGAUCCUAAUAAUCUUAUCUUUUGUUAGUUUAAGUUCAAAUUUUACUCUGCUUUUUCAUGUUUGUUAGUGAUACCGUAUUGUGUCAUCACUUUUUCCUCGGAUCCUAAAACAAAAAUAGUUAAUAAUGCAUGUCUUGGAUGGUUAUCAAAGCUAACGACGGGUGCUUUUGCAAGUGA